Messenger RNA from Dioszegia hungarica, 1068 nucleotides. RefSeq names its product putative 3',5'-bisphosphate nucleotidase. NCBI's taxonomy places the organism in Eukaryota, Fungi, Basidiomycota, Tremellomycetes, Tremellales, Bulleribasidiaceae. Gene Ontology annotation, biological process: phosphatidylinositol phosphate biosynthetic process; sulfate assimilation; translation. Gene Ontology annotation, cellular component: ribosome. The transcript is spliced from 8 exons. Gene Ontology annotation, molecular function: RNA binding; structural constituent of ribosome; 3'(2'),5'-bisphosphate nucleotidase activity. The record is from RefSeq and is a predicted model, not a curated record. The coding region runs from base 1 to 1068 and encodes 355 amino acids.
AUGAGCUCCGCUUUGCCGUUCAAGAAAUACCUCCCCGAGGCGGAAUUAGCCGUCCUCUCUGUGCUUCGGGCAUGCCACCUGACGAGCCAGGUUCAGCAGAAGCUGGUCAAUGAGGACACCCUGAUCAAAAAGGACAAGUCCCCCGUAACAGUUGCCGACCUCUCUGCGCAAGCACUGAUCACCCUCCACCUCCGAGAACACUUCAAGGAUGAGAUCAUCGGAGAGGAGGAUACGACUGAGCUCCGUGCGAACUCUGCCCUGCGAGAGCGGGUCGUGGGACUAGUGGACGAGGCAUUCGGACGCGAAGAGGGAUGGGGCAAGGGGAAAACAUGGUCGGAGGAUCAGAUCUUGGAGGCUGUCGAUGCGGGGUCGGCAGAGGGUGGAAAGAAGGGCCGAUUCUGGACCAUAGAUCCUGUGGACGGGACUUCCGGUUUCAUCCGGAAACAGCAAUACGCAGUCUGCCUGGCGCUGAUCAUCGAUGGUCAGGUCGAGCUUGGCGUCAUUGGGUGCCCGAACCUCGGAUCUCAGCCUGCCAAGAUGGGCGAAGAGGUCAUCCCGAAUGGAGAAGGGGUAUUGAUGAUCGCUGUCCGGGGAGAGGGGAGCUAUUCUCGCCCCCUUGCUACCGCCGACUACACCCGCCUCUCCCUCCCCUCCACCCCCGCCGCCAACACCCUCACCUUCCUCGAAUCCGUCGAGGCCGGACACUCGGCACACGGGAUCCAAGCGCGCAUCGGAGAGCUCCUCGGCGUCAAGCGGCCUAGUCUCCGGAUGGAUAGUCAGGCAAAGUAUGCCUGUCUCGCGCGGGGCGAGGGCGGUGUCUAUCUGAGAAUACCGACCAAAUACUCUGGCGGCAAGCUGUACGACGAGAAGAUUUGGGAUCACGCCUCGGGCUUGUUGCUCAUCCAAGAAUCGGGCGGGGUGUGUACCGACAUGCACGGGAAAGAACUGGAUUUCAGCGUCGGCAGGACAUUGAAGGACAACGAGGGGAUUGUGGCGGCUGGAAAGGGACUGCAUGCGGAAGUUGUGGAGGCUGUCAAGAAGGCGGUGGAGGAGGCGGGUAAGAAGUAA